Aplosporella prunicola CBS 121167 is the source of this 1899-nucleotide messenger RNA. RefSeq lists its product as uncharacterized. The transcript has 3 exons. Gene Ontology annotation, molecular function: RNA lariat debranching enzyme activity. Gene Ontology annotation, biological process: mRNA splicing, via spliceosome. Bases 1 to 1899 code for a protein of 632 amino acids. Gene Ontology annotation, cellular component: nucleus. NCBI's taxonomy places the organism in Eukaryota, Fungi, Ascomycota, Dothideomycetes, Botryosphaeriales, Aplosporellaceae. The record is from RefSeq and is a predicted model, not a curated record.
AUGGACCCGCGUCUCGUUGAGAAAUCCGGUGUGCGCAUAGCCAUCGAGGGCUGUGGCCACGGAACUCUUCAUUCGAUUUACGCGUCAGUCGACGCAGCGUGUCAAAAGAAGAGGUGGGAUGGCGUCGACCUCCUCAUCAUUGGUGGUGACUUUCAGGCAGUCCGCAACGCCCAGGACUUGAACUGCAUGGCUGUGCCUCCGAAAUACCGCGCAAUCGGCGACUUUUAUGAGUACUAUUCUGGCGAACGUCGUGCGCCUUACCUAACCAUCUUCAUCGGCGGGAACCAUGAAGCCAGCAAUCACCUCUUCGAACUCUUCUAUGGAGGCUGGGUCGCACCGAAAAUGUACUACAUGGGCGCAGCCAAUGUGCUUCGAUUGGGCCCACUAAGGAUCGCCGCUCUGUCGGGCAUCUGGAAGGGACAUGACUAUAACAGACCACACCACGAACGGCUGCCAUACAACCACAUGGACAUGAGAAGCAUAUACCAUGUUAGGGAGUUUGACGUGAGGAAGCUGCUUCAAAUCCGGACUCAGGUUGAUGUUGGGCUGAGUCACGACUGGCCCAGGAACGUUGUAUGGAAGGGAGAUCACAAGAGCUUGUUCAGAAAGAAAGACCUAUUUGAAGCCGACGCGAAGGACGGUAAACUGGGCAGCGUGGCUGCCGAGUACAUGUUGAACCGCUUACGGCCCGCGUACUGGUUCAGCGCCCACCUGCACACCAAGUAUCCUGCUAUAAUAGAGCACGAGGACAACGAUGAGUCUGCUACUGCUACAGCCACGAUUGAAGCACCUUCGGCCCAGGACAACAGCACGGGAGGUCCGCAAAAGAACACCGAUGAAAUUGAUCUGGAUCUGGACAUGGACAUGGACGAAGAUACGACUGUACAACCAGAGGCAGAGGCCAAACCGACUAACGCAGACGAAGUCAAACUGGAUCUGGACGCAGAUGAGGACAAGGCCCCGGAGACGGCAACGAAGACCGAACCGACACCUGUGGCCAACGCGGAUGAGCUCGAUCUCGACCUGGGUGCGGAUAAAGGCAAGGCUCCGGAAGUAGAUGCGAAGGCCGAACCAGCACCUGUGACCAACGCAGACGAGCUCGACCUGGACCUCAGUGAAGAGGGUGAAAUCAACUCGGAUACUGCUGAGGCAGAGAAUGAAUCAUCUAUGGAUGUUCCUGAGGAUAUCAGGGCGCAGCUUCCGGCCUCAUUCGCCAAACCGGCCGAACCCGCCCCACGCCGUAACCUCGCUAAGGUACCGCCUCCCCCCGGAAUCACCAACAAGACCACGAAGUUCCUUGCUCUCGACAAGUGUCUCCCCAGACGCGAAUUCCUCCAGAUUAUUGAUGGCAUCCGACCCAUUUCCGAGCAGCCGGACGUCAAAUACAAACGGCCCCUGCGUCUCGAAUACGACAGGGAAUGGCUCGCCAUCACCCGCGUCUUUGCUCCCAUGCUCACCGUCGGGGACCCCAACGCAUCCGUGCCGCCGGACGAGGGCGAGGCGCACUACCUUCCGCUCAUUGAGGCCGAGGAAGCCUGGGUUGAGGAAAACGUCGUCAAGACCGGCAAGCUGGACAUUCCCGCAAACUUUGAGAAGACGGCGCCCGUGCACAGGAAGUCCGACGGCAUCCAUGUGAAGGGGCAGCCGAGGGAGUACACGAACCCCCAGACCACGGCCUUCUGCGAGAUGCUGCAGAUCCCUAACCCGUUCGACAUCAGCGAGGAGGAAAGGACUGCGAGGAUGGAGGCGGGGGAGGUGGCCCGGGAGGAAAGGUUUGAGAGAGAGCACGGAAUUUCUCAUCGCGGAAAGGGUCGCGGCGGGAAGGGAGGCGGACGGGGAGGCGGAAGGGGUGGGAGAGGUGGCGGAAGAGGCCGCGGAAGAGGCAGGGGCAAGAAUUAA